AUGGAAGACAAUGACGAGGCUAUGACGACCAAAAUAUUUGGAGUCGAUGAUUUACAACAGGAAGAUGGGACAGGGAAUUCGAUCUCUUCGAAUCUGGCAAUGGUGUUUUCUAAAUUGCCUGAACUCUUGAUGAAAAACUCCAAAAGAGAAAUGCAGAUGUAUCGAGAGGAAGCUGUAAAACGGUCAAAAGAAAGAGAAAAGCAGAAAAGACUACUCAAUUCUACUCCUGGAUGCUCAGCCCCAGCACAUUCUCCCUCUGGGAAUGCAAGCAAAAAUGAUAGUCAUGAUUUCUAUGAUUCUCUGGAAUCUUCCCAACAAGAAACUGUACUAGCUCAAGCCCUUGCAUCAGCUGUCAGCCCUCAGUGUCCCACCAAAGAUGAUCAACUAGUUACUACUACUACCACCACCACCACGAGCAUACCUGUUGACAGUUUGUCUUAUGUUGAUUGGAAACACACAGAUGUAAUCAUGAAUUCCUUCUCUGAUCUUGGCUCUCUUGAUGAUGGUUCUUUACCCACACAAUUGCAUGGAAUACCUCUGACUUCAAAAUCAGAACAACAAAUAACUCGUGAUCUUUCCACAUUGAGUAAGCAUCUACCAGAAUCUUGUAGCUCUGCGCCUUCUGAACUUUGUGAUUUGAGCCUGGACCUGAAUUCCAGACUCACUGCAUUGUCUCCUACAACAAAUCUCCUCACUGCCCCCAAAUGUGCUUUUUCGUGUUCUCCCACUCCACUUUGUCUUACUUCAACAUCCUCACCACUAAGUGAGCUCAACUCUGAUCAGAAUCCUGCCCAUGCCCCAGAAAAUGCAUCUACCAACAUCCAAAGCAAUUCUGCACAUAUUUUUAAAGCUCCUAUCUUUCUUACUGAAGACAAUGGCUUGCACUUGUCUUUGAAGAAACAGAACCCACCUUCUGUUUCUUGUUCUCCCUCAUUAAAAGAAAGUCCUGUUGUAAAUAAACAACCUUGGAUAAUGAAUUCUCCCCUGAUUGCUUAUGUGACCAAAAAACGUCCUAAGCCUGUAGGUAUGUGCUCCCUAACAAUCAAACCAGACACUUCAAACAAAGUUCAGCGUGUAAAUAAUGCCACUUUUACAAUUGUUAGAGGAAAGCAAAGUAUUCAGGGUGAUGAUGACCAGGAAAAUGAUGACAAACCUCCAUUGAAGAGACCGGUUAUCAAUACAGUAGAAAGGUCUUCUACUCCAUUUACAGAAUUCUCAGAUAAUUCCUCUAUUUCACCUGGAAAGAAGACUAACCCCAAAAUGUCAGCUUCACCAUCCUCCAAAAGAUAUCAAAUUGGUUCACAUGAUGAACUGUCAAAGUCUCUUUCUCUUCAAAACCUUCCUUCAUCCCUGAAAGUACAAGCAUUAGGACCAGCAGAAAUACAAAGGUGCAAAUCUUCAGUAUCAUCCCAAAUUAAUGUCCGCAACAAUAACAAUAAUAACUGCAGAGGGUCUAAAGUACCAAAAGUGAAUUUAGAUGAUGCUAUAAGCCUUGCUUCAUCAUCUCUGUCCACUUCUCCUCAUAAUUUGUCUGUUAAGGAACAUCUUGGUGAUGACUCUUUAGAUGAACUCCUCUUGGGGGUUGAAAAUAUUGGCCUUGUACCUCGCAUUGAUGGUGAUGGAAGUGAUGUGCCAUUACCCUCCUCUCUAUUAAAGGACUCUCAAGAUUUAACCAUUUCAAGAUUAAGUGACCAACAAGAAAUUAAACAAGCUUGGCAGAAAAAUACAGCUUUCCAUUCACCAGAGUUAGUUCGGUCCAACUUUUCUCCAGUUGGGACUGAUUCUCCACUCCGCUUACAGGCAUCUGUUGCCACAGUGGAUGUAACCACCAGCUCUGGGAUAGCUAGCCUCUGUGAUAUGUCCACUGAUUCCCCAGUCACUUGUCUGACUAAGCGACAAUCAAAGGUCUCAUCAGACAUAGUGACUGAUGCAAGCACUAAUUUUGCUAACUCUGGAAUUCGACGUGGCUCUUACACGCUGCUGGAACCAUCAAUCAACUUGGUUAAACUUGCUCAGCUUACACCAUCUCCAACCACAGACAAUCACAACAGCUCUAGUAUUUCAGAAAAAAUUCCCUCCUAUGCAGAUUUUGAGACACAACUACACAAAAGGAUACCAUCUAAAAACCAGAGCCCCAAAUCUGUUCGACCAGAUAUUGCUACCCCUAGUAGAGAAUGGCGGCUCUCAAAUAUUGAUAAGAUUUCUGCAAACUCUCUUAAAAAGGAUGUUGAGAAUAUGCUUAAAGAUGAAACCUCCACAAAUGUUUCCGUGGACUCUCCACUCCCUUCUCCAUCUCUCACCAAUGACAAUCCAUUAGACUGGGACAAUAAAAUUGAGGAUCAAAUGAAGUGUUUCUUUUCUGAAAAGAAAAAUUCUUAUUUCCAAUUGAAGAAAGACUUCAAUGAUUGGCAAGAGAAAAUGGAGGUAGCAGAACAAAAAUUUAAAAAAACCCUUGAAAGUAUAACUUUACCCAGACAAGUAUCUGAGAACUGGAAACCAGGCCUUGAUUUCUUGACUCCUGACAUCAGUUUUACAUCUACAGAGCAUGGGCAGAUAGAAACUCCAGUCAAACAGUUAUUUGAGCCACAAACUCCAACUGUCUCACCUGUUUCUUCCCAGGUGUCAGGGGAAGUGCUAGCUGAUAAUGUUCCAAAGCCUACCAAGUCUAGAAAUCAUGGCCUUGAGAAAAUUUCAGCUGCUGUUAAGGGUUUUCUCACCAGAAGACUAUUGUCUUGUCCUAAAGUAGUAUCCUUGAGAAAGACCAUACAAGAAUGUGUGAAACUUUUGGAGGAUAUCGAUAAUUCUCAUACUGACUUUAUCAACAGAAUAAACAACCAGUUGGAGUCCUCACGGCAAGAGAUUCAUGCUAUUUUCUUUGAUAAAACACUUGAAGAAAGAAUGGUAUUGAUUAGACAAUCACGUGAGUUACCAAAGAAAAAAUCUAUAAAGAAUAAAGUUCCACAGUUAAGCUAUGCCACACAAAAAUAUCAAAUGCGUAAGAAAGCAGAGAAAGCUCCAAUGCUUGACAAAAAUAUUCAUGCUGGCAAAGUUGCAUCUAUCAAGCAAAUAGCAGUUUGUUCUUCAAUAAAAUCUCCAAAACCUAAUAAGGAUACUGCGAAAGUAAAACAAGAAAAUCGAUCUGUGCGUAAAAUUGCUCCACCAAAUGUACCAAAGAAGCCCAACAAAAUAGUUUCUGUUGCAGGCAAAAUGACUGCCACUCGUAUUGUUGCAACAAAAGCAAAUGCUGGUCCCCUGAGGAAUAAUACUUACAAACCAUGGCGUUGA
Molecule: messenger RNA, 3285 nt
Organism: Acanthosepion pharaonis
Lineage: Eukaryota; Metazoa; Mollusca; Cephalopoda; Sepiida; Sepiidae
Source: the annotation of a GenBank genome assembly